ACAACAACAUGCCCUUUUAACCCAGUCGGUAGCGGGCUGGGCCAACAGUGGUAUCAGAGCCGGGUUCGAAUCUCAGUGUGCGCAGAGGAGUCGCCGGGUGCCCAAACAGUCCCAGUGAGGGGGAAGACGACCCCAGUGAGGGGGAGAUUGUUGGUGGGGCACUGGGAUCGUCCUACAGUUGAGUGUGGGAGGGCUACAGACGAGCGCUAUUGUGACUCCGACGGCUACACCGCUGCCGACCAAGUGGACGACGAUGGCGACGAGGACACCGAAACACCUGCAGACGGUGCAAACAGGAGGGGCAAGGGGAAGGUGUCCGGCGCGAGACAAGCGAGUCGAUAUUGGGAGGAGGACGAGCUUGCAGAGCUUGCGGCGGCAAUGUGGGCAGCGAAAGAAGACUUCGACACGCUGAGGGGCAAGCAGGGAGGGCAGCCAUGGAAGAAGCUACGCCGCGUGCUGCGCGAGGCGAAUCCCAACUGCCAUGGGAAUGAUCACGGCACCAUCACCAUUCCCCUGCUGAUGGUCAUGAGUGACGUAAGCAGGUGGCAGUUAGCGGCAGUCACGGGUAAGCCCGGUCGCCGCGCCCCCGGUGCCUCUGCUGCCGCCGCCACUGCGCCGCUCUCCCUGCCCUCCUCCUCCCCCUCCUCCGCCGCUCCUGCUCCUCCCCCCGCUUCGCGCCCUCUCCCCCAACCCGCCGCGGAUAAGCCGCUUUCCUCCGCGCAUCCCUCGCAACCACUGCCGUCCUCGCAGCCGCACCGCAAGGGCCGCCAUGCGCCGUUUCGCUUCCCCGCGCGCGCCGCCGUGUCCGCCCGGGCGCGCGCGCUCUGCUACUACGGCGCGCUCACCGUGGCGGCGGCGCUGUUCCUGCUCGUGUGGGUCGCCUUUCAGCCCGACGCGCCCCCGCUGCCCGACGCCCGUGACCUCUCUGGGAGAGCCUUCCUCCACCGGUCACACGAAACUUUUCGAGGCUGCCCGGUGUGCGGCAAGGGCGAGGUGAAGCUCGCGCCGCUGGUCCGCCCGCUGUCGGCGCGCGGCGCCAAGGUGCGCCUGUGCAUGGGCAGCGCCGCCGCGCCGUUCGCGCAGGGCGCGUUCGUGAGCCGCCCCAUGGAGGGCCGCGAGGGGGCGAGCUUCGGGCCGCGCCUGGCGCAACUGACGGUGUUCGAGGCGGAGGCGCGCCACGAGGCCGCGGGGGGAGGGGCGGCGGGGGAGGAGCGGGCGGGCAGCGGGCAGGCGGGCAGGCAGCAGCGGGGAGGGCCAUCGGCGGGGGCGGUGGCGACGUCGCUGCGGCUGCUGGCGUUUCUGGAGGACGAGGAGUCGAUCCGCAAGACGCAGUGGGAGGGGUGGGGCGCGGCGGAGCUGAGCGACGUGUACUGGCGGGGCGGGCUGCAGCUAAAGUGUCUCGUGUGGCCCGGCCACGACCCCGCGCUGCAGGCCGUGGCGCCUGCCUACGUGGUGGACGCCGUCAUCCGCCACCGCUACAACUGGCACAUCGCGCUUGAAUGCCCGCUCCCGCCAUACCCCUCCCCUGCGUCCUCCUCCUCCUCCUCCCCCACGGACCCCUCCGCCGACCCCGCGGUGCCAGUACGCGUGCGUGUGAGUCGGCGCGAGGCACGGCGGCACUACGUGCAGUACUCGCAGCGCGUGCAGGUGCAGCUGGUGGCGGCGGAGAAUGGCACGGACCUGCGCAUGCCGCCGCUGCUGCUGUGCCGCGCCGACAGUGACGGACGCAGUGACGCUGCGAGCAGCGGUGGCAGCGGCGGUGAGAGCGGGCGCGAGCGCAGCACCCGCACCGCCACUGACAGCCUCUCUAACCCGCCUGGCGGCCUCCCCCCGCCGUUCCCCUUCGCCGCGGUGGAGAGAGAGGUGGCUGCCGCGGCGAAUGCAGGCUCGGCAGGAGGUUCGGCAGGAGGCUCGGAGCUGGCGAGGCUGAUGGGGACUGAUGGAGGGGCGGAGAAAGGGAGAAGGAGGAGGACGGGGAGAGGGGAGGCGGGGGCUGAUGGGGAGGAGGUGGAGAGCUCGGAGGAGCUUUUAGUGAACUAUAGUGACGAAGCUAAUAAGGAGGAUGAGGGCAGCAGCAGUGUGAGCAGCACGCCUGCUGCCUCCAGUGCAGCGGGCGGCAGCAGCGGGCGCGGCAGGAGCCACCCCAUGGGCGCGGUGGCGGUGUGCCUGCGUCCGUUCCACACGCGGCAGCUCUUCUCCCACGACGUGGCGUUCUCCGACGCGCGCCUGCUGGAGUGGAUCGACGCCGCGCUGCUCAUGGGCGCUGACCGCCUCUACGUGUACGACCGCUACGGCAGCACCAAGCACGCGCUGCUGGCCCGUACACGGAGCGCGGGCAGGUGGUGCACGUGCCCUUCCCCCCCUGGAGCGAGGUGUUCUACCGCCAGGGGCUCUAUGCCGGCAAGGCCAGAGUGCCAGCACUGUCUCCGUCGCGAGGCACCUCCCCUGUUCCCGGAGAUCUACGACCAGAUCCUCUCGUACGAGCAUUGCCUCAUGCAGGGCCGCCGCCGCAACGACCGCUGGCAGUUGCACAUCGACAGCGACGAGUUCAUGUGGUACGAGCCGCGCUCGGGGGCGUUCCUCAAGCCGCUGCUGGCGCGCCUCGAGCUCAACCACUCGCGGGCCCAACCCCGCGGCAGCACCGAGCCUCUCAGGGUGAUCCAGCUGCGGCGCUUCAACUUCUGGGGCGUGGACGCGCAGUCGCGGCGCGAGCCCGUGCUGGACCGCCUCACGUGGCGCUGCGCGCAGCCCAUGUGGCACACCGAGGGGUGGGCCGGCUGGCAUGACAAGCUGGCAGUCAACCCGCACACCAUCCUGCCCUACUCCGUGGCCAUCCACACGACCACGGCUCCCCCGCAUCGGUGGCGACGGCCCCGCGGGACGUGCUGCACCUGAACCACUUCACAGCGGUUGCCAUCGACCUGCAGCAGCACCCCUGCCGCUCGUGGGUGAAGCCCGUGCUGGACCAGGGCCUCACCUGGGUGCUGCCCCGCACCCUCAAGUGCCGCGCCCUGCCCUGCCGCCCCUCCACGCCCGUCGAGUGCUGGCCCUUCUGCUCGCUGCCCUGGAGCAAUGGCGGUGAGGGCAGGGGGCGCACUUCCCGGGGGGGUGGUUGGGGAGUGGGGGUUAGAAGGGAGAAUGUAGAUAGGGAGGGAGAGAGCGAAAAGGAGACUGUUGAGGAUACUAUGUAGCUGGCAUAUGAUAGCAUGUAGUCAUGUGUUGGUGUCUUUAGGCCGUUGUACGAUUAUUCUUGAGCUCUCCAUCGUCUCUCGC
Messenger RNA from Closterium sp. NIES-67, 3273 nucleotides. Lineage: Eukaryota; Viridiplantae; Streptophyta; Zygnematophyceae; Desmidiales; Closteriaceae. The record is from the annotation of a GenBank genome assembly.